CAAAGUGUCACAGCGUGCAUAUAACCUCUUUUUUGAUGUUCUGAAUCGAAAUUGUGUACUUUAUUCACAUAAAAUGGAAGAUUUACAACUAAAUAUCACCACUACUAAAAAACCUGUUAAAAAUAAUGUUAAAGGUAGGCCAAUUCAAAAGAAUGUUGGUGAAUAUAAGUUUGUUUCUAAACCAAACUAUUCGGGGAAGAUAAUGGCGAGAAAACGUCCACAAAAUGCUAUUCCUAAAAAAUUUACCAAUCAAUAUAUGGACAAUUCUGCAUCAAAGUUUGAAAAACCAACUGAGAGCCCUGUUAAAAAAGGAAAUAAUCUGGAGACAAAUUUACGUGACCUCGCUGAAAACAAAGGAAAGUUUCAAGGGAAAAAUUACCAAGAAGUGACCGAUGAGAUGGUUAUAAAACAAAAACAAAGGAGCGGAGGCUGGAUAUCAUCACUAUUUAAAAAUAACCCAGACGUCCCUCGAAUUGGCCAGAGAGCAGUAAAGCCUGUUGUAGAAAAAGUGUUUGCUGGAACAACAUUUGCCGACUUAAAUAUUCAUCCCCAUAGCAUUGCAAAUCUGAAACAAAAUUUGAACUUGAGUGAGUUAAUGACAGUACAACAGAAAGCAAUACCUAUUAUUUUACAAGGAAGAGAUGUUUUAAUCAGGUCUCAAACAGGUUCGGGAAAAACUUUAGCAUAUGCAUUGCCAGUAAUUGAAGGUUUGCAAGCUAUAAGGCCUAAAAUAAAUAGACAUGAUGGUGUCAGAGCGGUAGUUGUUGUUCCCACUAGAGAACUUGCCGUGCAAACAUAUGAAUUAUUUGUUAAGCUUACUAAGCCAUUCAUAUGGAUUGUCCCUGGACUGCUCAGUGGGGGACAAAAGAGAAAAGCUGAAAAGGCCAGGUUAAGGAAAGGCCUGAAUAUAUUAGUAGGUACCCCAGGUCGAAUAAAUGAUCACUUAAGGCAUACGCAUUCUUUAAAUUUUGCUAAAACCGGAUGUUUAAUAUUAGACGAGGCAGAUAGAUUAUUAGAUAUGGGUUAUGAAAAAGAUGUGGCGGCAAUAGUUAAAGCUAUCGAAGACCAUAAAAAGAACGCUACAUAUGAUCCUAUGGCAUUAGUCAAACAGAGCAUUAUAAAAGGUCCACCAGAAAAAGACGAAAGCUUAAACGACGAUACAAAUAAGGAGGAAACUGUUUCAAAACAUCCUUUGACUGAUAUAUUUAUAUCUAAAGAGAGACAAACCAUUUUACUGUCGGCAACUUUAACUAAGGCCGUUGAAAACUUGGCUGGAAUAACAAUGAAAGAACCCGUUUUUGUCGACACUUCGGAUGGAAAAGCACUUGUAGCUGAUUCACUCAAACCAUCUAAUGAACAAAAAGAUACAAAAAUUAACGAGCAAAUUACGAAUGACAAAAAGAAUAAACCAGCCCCAGCCAUCAUUGAAGAAAGUAAAGAAAAUAAUAACGAAUCAGCUACGAAAAAGGAAGAUACGACAGUCAAAAGUAGAGGAGGUCUUAAAGCGUUUAACGGUGCCAAUCAUCCUGAUAUAUUUAAGAAAGAUGAAGUUAAGGGUGAAAGUAACGAAAAUCAAAGUAAAAUGAGCAAUGACAAAGAUGAUGACAGCGACAGUGACUCUGAUUACGAGUACUUUAAAGUACAAAAAGAAAUCAAUACUAAAAAUAAUGUUGAAGAAGCAAAAGAGGAAGAAGAUGAAAAGGAAGAAAUAGCAGAGCCACAGAUUAGUAUGUUUGAAAAUGCUCUAAAAACAGCUAUUGUUGAAGAUGAACUUGUUCUACCAGCGACUGUUAACCAAACCUUCCUAGUCGUGCCCAUGAAGUUGAGACUUGUCUCUUUAUGUUCUCUUAUCGUAGAACAUUGCAUACUAAAUAAAAAAGGCGGGAAAAUGAUUGUGUUCAUGGCGACAUUGGAGAUGGUUGACUAUUUUUCAGAACUAAUAGAAACUGUCCUUACUGGAAAAGACGUUAAAAAACGUAAACAAAAGAAACUUAAAAAUGAUAUCAAAGCUAAAAAGAGGAAAACGGAAGGUGACGAUGAGGAUGAAAAGGAGUCAUCAGACGAUUCAGGUUCUGAAUUCGAAAUUGACUACGAAGCUCCAUCCGAAGGAGGCCUCAUGCAGAUGGAUGUGGAUGUGUUCAGUUUGCACGGUUCUAUGCCGCAUGAGCAACGAAUGGAGGUCUUCAAGCAAUUCCGUACUGCGAGAAGAGGAGUGCUGUUUUGUACGGAUGUAGCAGCAAGAGGAAUAGAUGUCCCACGCGUGGAUCUUGUAUUACAAUACUGCGCCCCCGCCUCGGCUACGGACUACGUGCACAGGGUCGGACGUACAGGCCGAGCAGCUCAGGUUGGCGCUGCCGUUAUGUUCCUACUGCCGAGUGAAACUGAGUUUGUUAGGCAUUUGGAACAGAAAAGGAUCAGGUUGCGCCAAUCGGACGAGUCGAAGGUACUAGAAGCUUUACGGACGGUUGCGCCAAGCGCGGCGAGCAUACAACGCGCGGCCAUCGCGGUACAGGCGAAGCUGGAGCACACCGCACAUUCGUCUAAGGAUUGGCUGGCACGGGCUAGCAGAGCGUUCACAUCCUGGGUGCGUUUCUACUCGGGCUAUCCCCGCGAAGUAAGGCCCUAUCUUGACGCAAGGCACUUACAUCUAGGGCACGCGGCAAAAGCCUUCGCUCUACGCGAGACUCCGGCGGCCCUUGCGAAACGUGCGAGGUCUGAUCCUAAACUAAUGAGGGAAAAACCUAUGAACAGAUUGACUGUGAAGGAUGAGGAGCAGAAGAAGAGACCAGGAUUCCCUAAAAUGAAGCCGGGCGCUUUCGCGAACAGAAUAGCCAAUAAACAGAGUUCGAUGCACACAGCUAGCGAGUUUGACAGUGGUUUGCCGCCCGUCGAUACUUACACUAAGAAGAGGAAAAAUAAGUAAUGUGUAUGGAUUAGUAGAAUAAACUUUCUAAUGUACAAUGUGGAUUGUAAAUAUACGUUUUUAUAAAUAUAUUUCUUUCAUUGCUA
This is a messenger RNA of Colias croceus (clouded yellow), 3009 nucleotides long. Its product is annotated as probable ATP-dependent RNA helicase CG8611. Gene Ontology annotation, molecular function: ATP binding; nucleic acid binding. Gene Ontology annotation, biological process: ribosome biogenesis. NCBI's taxonomy places the organism in Eukaryota, Metazoa, Arthropoda, Insecta, Lepidoptera, Pieridae. The record is from RefSeq and is a predicted model, not a curated record. The transcript has 14 exons. The coding region runs from base 74 to 2923 and encodes 949 amino acids. Gene Ontology annotation, cellular component: nucleus.